This is a messenger RNA of Pseudonaja textilis, 2313 nucleotides long. Lineage: Eukaryota; Metazoa; Chordata; Lepidosauria; Squamata; Elapidae. The record is from RefSeq and is a predicted model, not a curated record.
CAGAAGGAGCUGCCAACAUCACCGCUCCUGGGUUUGCUGGCGACCCAUGCUCUGCUCGAUGGCUAACUCAGGCUGCCUCCUGGUCUCCAACUCAGCCUUGCUCCCGCACUCUCUCCCUUGUCCCCCAGCCUUCCUCUACCUCCAGCAGGGCAAUCAGGACGCCACGGCUCCGCCUGACGCAAUGGCUCAGCCCUAUCCCCCGGCAACAUACCCACCACCCCCACAGAAUGGCAUCCCUCCAGAGUAUGUUCCUCCACCACCACACCCGCAUCCAGCACAGGACUAUUCGGGGCAGAGCACAGUACCCGAGCAUGCCUUGACGCUCUACACCCCAGCACAGAGCCACUCCGAACAGCCGGGCACUGAUGCCAGCACGCAGUCCAUAGCAGGCACACAAACAGUACCGCAGACAGAUGAAGCAGCGCAGACGGACAACCAAACACUACACCUACCAGAGAAUGGUUCUGACAAGCAGCAGCCAAAGCGGCUACACGUUUCCAACAUCCCUUUCCGCUUCCGGGACCCUGAUCUGCGGCAAAUGUUUGGGCAAUUUGGAAAGAUCCUGGAUGUUGAGAUCAUUUUCAAUGAGCGUGGUUCCAAGGUCAACAAUGCCACCGCACGGGUCAUGACAAACAAAAAGGCAGCUAAUCCCUACACAAAUGGCUGGAAGCUGAACCCUGUAGUGGGCGCCGUCUAUGGCCCUGAAUUUUAUGCAGUGACCGGUUUUCCAUAUCCAGCCACAGGAACUGCAGUAGCGUACAGGGGGACGCACUUAAGGGGCCGAGGACGCACAGUCUACAACACGUUCCGAGCAGCUCCCCCACCUCCACCCAUCCCCGCUUACGGAGCAGUGGUUUACCAGGACGGAUUCUACGGUGCUGAAAUUUAUGGGGGCUAUGCGGCCUACAGAUACGCCCAGCCUGCGGCAGCGGCAGCAACAGCUUACAGCGACAGUUACGGCAGAGUUUAUGCAGCUGCAGACCCUUACCACCACACUAUUGGCCCUGCUGCCACUUACAGCAUCGGCACCAUGUGAAACCUUCAGCUGUUUCCUUCUGGGACCAGGAAGGGCACAAAACAUUUUUUUUUAAAGCAAAGCAACAAACAAUUACAAAACUAACAAGCCAAGCGACCGAGUGAAAGCCCCCUUCUGUCCACACAUGCGCCCCAAGCGACAGGCCAGCCGGAGCGCAACUACCGACAGUCUGCCCGGACAGAUGGACGGCAGGGCAGCCCCACGCAGACUCCACAAUGCCGUCCGCAUCAGGAGACCCGUGCCCUGCUCCUCCCCGCUGCAGACCAAGGGGCCAGGAGGGACAGGUACUGACACAGACUGGACUCUGCAGGCCCCAGGCCAUCACGUCUUCCUUCCAGCCCUCCUGAAGACCUGCGGCCCUUCCAGACCGCAGAAGACGCCAUGAGCGCCCGGCAGGGCUGGCCGUCCUGCUUCUUGCAUCCCAGAAGUUCCCAGUGUUUUCGCGCUUUGCUGGUUCAUCCGUUGGUCAAGUCGGCAAGCCUUGGAUUCCUGUAUGGUGUAGGGCCAGGCUGAGGCCUUCUGGGGUAUGCCGGUGGAUGGGCACCCCAGGGUUUCAAGGGGGGUUUUCUUUGAAGAAGUUGCACUUUCCUCUCCCCCCUGAGGAUCCCGGCUCCCAUCGGCCCACAAGGCAGCGAGCUGCACCCCUGCAGGUGUCCUUGGGGGAAGCCUGGCUGAACUCAGAGCUGAGAAACGUCCGAGAUCUCCAGGUCUCCCCCAGAACCUCCCACCCUGCUCCGGAGGGCCGAGGAAUGCCUCCCCCCUCCAUCACACUGAAGCCAGGGUGCUGGGCAAGCAUUUCCUCAAGGACUGUGUGGCUGGCAAGGGAGAGCAGCGUAGCCCCCAGCUGGGGAGGGGGCCAGGCUGGGCCCCAGGGCAUUCGGAGAAAGAACCCGUUUUGCUACACAAACCAAGUCGCGCCACCACCACCGCUGCUGCUGCCACCACCACCACCGCUGCCGCCCAGGGUUUCCUCCCUGCCCACAGCCCUUCAUGGGAGGAGUGCAUGUCCCAUCGCCCGCCCACCCCACCCCACCCCACCCCAGAGCCAGAUGGACUCAGGGCCUCCUCCCUGCUCCUGACCUCCCCUUGGCUUAGUCAUCUCAUGAAACCUCACUUUCUAUUCAGCAUUAAAGCUCCUGACAUGCCAGCAACCAGAUGAUCCUCCUUUUCUAUUCCCGUUGUACAUAGCCCCACCUUUGCCACUCACUCCUGCCCCCUUGUACAACCCCCCCCUCCCAUUUGCUACCCCCUCUCCCACCCUGGGAGCAUCAGCUACC